Cannabis sativa is the source of this 1705-nucleotide messenger RNA. Its product is annotated as peroxidase 31-like. The record is from RefSeq and is a predicted model, not a curated record. NCBI's taxonomy places the organism in Eukaryota, Viridiplantae, Streptophyta, Magnoliopsida, Rosales, Cannabaceae. Gene Ontology annotation, biological process: response to oxidative stress; hydrogen peroxide catabolic process. The transcript has a single exon. Gene Ontology annotation, molecular function: peroxidase activity; heme binding. Bases 470 to 1477 code for a protein of 335 amino acids.
CUUUUCUAUAUUUCUGUACUAAGGAGACGCGCGUGUAUUGUGGUCAUCAUUCCCUUAAUUAUAUGCAAUGCUUUCUAGUUGUACCUGAUCAUUUCUAGUUAAGGAAUACGAACAUAUUUUUCAUUCCUUUAAUUAGUUCUUUUUUUUUUUGAAACAUUUAAUUAGUUCUUUUAAAUUAACAUACAAAAAAGUUUUAACUCCUUGGUUCGAGUUGGCCAUGGCUUUAUAUAUAAAUAUAAUAUAUAUACAUACGUAGGAGGGGAAAUGCAAAACAUUCCGAGUACAUGGACAGAAAAUGACUCUCUUCCUCUCCCUCCAAAAUCCAAAUAUAAACAUUCUUUCUCCUAUAAACCCUCUCCUCCACAAUCCCAUCUCCUUAUUUUCUUAACUCCAACUUCCAAAAGAAACGAACCCAUAAAAGAAAAGCAAGCUCAAUUCCCAUUUCUCUAAUCUCCCAAGACAGCGAGCCAUGGCUUCUUCCUAUUUCAUUCCCUUACUCCUCUCCCUCUCCCUCCCUAUCCUCACCUUCUUUCCCUCCACAACACUAUCAAAGCUCACCCCAAACUACUACCAAAAAAGCUGCCCGAAAUUCCCCGACAUCGUACGGCAGAUUGUACAGGAAAAGCAAUCGGUGGUCCCAACCACAGCUGCCGCCACUCUCCGCCUCCUCUUCCAUGAUUGCCUCGUCGAAGGCUGCGACGCCUCCAUCCUCAUCGCCUCCAAUGCCUUCAACAAGGCUGAGCGAGAUGCUGAAAACAACCUCUCUCUCUCCGGCGAUGGUUUUGACGUCGUGACGCGUAUCAAGACCGCUCUUGAGCUUCAAUGUCCCGGCAUUGUGUCGUGCUCAGAUAUUCUAGCAACUGCUGCCCGGGACUUGAUCACCAUUGAAGGCGGGCCUUAUUAUCCCGUUAGGCUCGGCCGGAAAGACGGACUUGUGUCGAAAGCUGAAUUAGUAGAAGGGAAACUUCCAAGGCCGAAGAUGCCAUUGACGCAGCUCAUUGCCCUUUUCGCUUCCAAGAAAUUCACCGUGCAAGAGAUGGUGGCAUUGGUCGGCGCACACACAAUUGGGUUCGCGCAUUGCUCGGAAUUUAGCAAUAGAAUCUACAAUUUUAGUAAAAAAACUAAGGUUGAUCCGGCUUACAAUCCCAAAUACGCAGAAGGGUUGAGGAAACUUUGCUCAAAUUACACCAAGGACCCAUCGAUGUCGGCUUUCAACGAUGUGAUGACACCCAACAAGUUCGAUAACAUGUACUACAAGAACUUGCAGAGAGGGCUGGCGCUGUUGGCUUCGGACCAAGCUUUGGCUGUGGACAAGAGAACUAGGCCUCACGUGGACUUGUACGCUACCAACCAGACCAAGUUCUUUCAGGAUUUUGCUCAUGCUAUGGAGAAGCUUAGUGUUUAUAAGAUUAAGACGGGUAGGAAGGGAGAGGUGAGACGUAGAUGUGAUGCCUUUAAUAAUUUGAAAACUGCUUAAUCUCAAUUCAAAACACAAGAGGACCCCUCGCAUUUCGUUUUUAUUUAUCUUGUUAUAACAUUUUUUCUUCUUUACAAAUUAAAUUACAUAAGAAACAUGGAGGAAUAUUUUACCAUGUUUUUAACUGUAACCGCUUCAGAAAAUAGGAGGUUUGCAUUUUUAUGUGGUAAGUACUGUUAUCACCCACCUAGUUUAGCAAAAAAAAAGUACUGUUAUAACCUUUUUCAA